Messenger RNA from Parnassius mnemosyne (clouded apollo), 4254 nucleotides. The record is from the annotation of a GenBank genome assembly. NCBI's taxonomy places the organism in Eukaryota, Metazoa, Arthropoda, Insecta, Lepidoptera, Papilionidae.
AUUCAUUUUUCAUUCAUUUAACAGAUGGUUCGUGGUGAGAGUGAAAUAUUUUUGAAGCAAAGUAUUCCCAUAAUUUAUUGAGUUAACUGGGAAGUUCAAGCUUUUCUUUUUACUGUCUUGUUACCGGUUUAAAUUAUAUUUAUAUAAAAUGUCAGAGCCGCGGAAAAAUCAUCUCACUAUAGAUGGCGGCCAAGGACGGGAAGACGAACAUGUCGUUGCUUCUUACAAGCCUAUUCCAGAAUCUGAUACAGGUAAUUAAUAUGAAGCACCAUAUUUAGUAUAAUCCACGAUAUUCACAAUGAAGAGUUAAAAACUCUCUGAAAUACUUUAUAAUUUCCAUACAUGUAUUUUUUGUAAUUCUGUUAAUUCUUUGUACAUCCUUUUUGUUCUUGUUAGAUUUUACCUAUUUAUUAUGUAUGAUUACUACUAUUACGAUUUAUUGUGUGUUUAUACAUAAACGUAUCAACGUUCUAUCAAAUGCAACUUUAUCAAUGUGACCCUUGACAUUAUCAUGUAAAGUCAGCGUCGGUUGUGCUCUGUCAAAUAUUAUACAACUUUAUGAAAUGGUUUCGACUAUGUACUGUAUUUAAGUGUUCAUUUUUUAUUUGCCAAUAAAAUUCUCAACCUCAACUACACUUACUUUUAAUAUUACUUUUGAAAUGUGUAAUAAGUGCUUUCAAAAUCAGGUAAUCCAAUUUAGGUGUCGAUUUAACUAUAUAUUUUGCUGGUUUAGAGAGAGUUACUUCUGAAACUUCUUAACUCGGAUGGAUAAUAAAGCGCUUUUAUUGGACGAAUAUAGCUUUAGACAGCGCCAUUUUGUCGCUCGAUCGCUGACUGAUGCAAUCUGUGAAUUAAUUUUCAACGUUUUUGUUUUCUUUUAAAAGUUAAAAAUAUUUAGAUUACAUUUUGUUGUGUUUAUUACAUAUUUCUAUCGCAAUGUUAAUUUAAGCGUGAUUUGCUACCGGCAAAAAUUUGCGACUAAAUCAAUUUUUAAAUAUAUUAAUUAUUAUAAUUAUAACUACAUAGCGUUUACAUUUAUUCCAAACUACUAUCUUCGAAAUGGCCAAAACCAGCAAAAAGUUUCAGUAAUCUGUGCAUUACUUAACACAAAUUGAUUCAAUUGAUAUUUGAGUGAGUAAUAUAAGAUUGUCACCGGAAACAACUUAUCAAAGAAGGGUGACAGAAGAUUUUAUUUUCAGCACAUGAAAUUGAAUAUAUUGAGACUGAUGCCGAAUUCAUGCAGUUGAAUCAAACCGAAACAAUGGAUGGGGAAGCAGCCGAUGAUGCUGAUGAUCAUUGGGAUAAUAGUAGUAUUAAAAUUAUGUUGAAUUUAUAUCUACAAAACAUUGAGAAAUUCAGAAAUCCAAAAAUAAGGAAGAAGAAUUUAUGGGUUGAUAUUUCCACUGCCGUUGGAAAAGGCCCAGACUGUUGUAACAAAAAAUUUAGAAAUUUAAAACAGACAUAUAUAAGAUUACUGAAAAAGAAAAUUAGAGACUGCACAGCCACUGUUAAAUGGCCAUACUUUAACAUUUUUGAGGAGAUUUAUGUUGUUGAUGGUGAGUAUCAGCCUGAAAUACAGCAAAAAGUACAAGAAGGUUCUAAUGAAAGUAUAGCGAAAGCUUUGCUUUCAAUAAGUACACCUUCAAAGUUUGAAGAUGGUCAUGAAAAUGGGGAAACAUCAGGAGGACAGAGUGAAGAAGUAAGAAAAAGGUUAACUAGAAAACGAAAUGCUGAACUUAGAAAAGCAACAUUAGAGAUUCGAGAUAGACAGAGAGUUGUAGAAGAGAAAUUAGAUAGAUUAAUUAACAUUGUUGAAGAAUCCAAUAGUAUUCAAAGAGAACGUAAUAAACUCUUUCAAGAGUUUCUGGAGAAGUUAAAUCAACCAAGAGAUGAAUGUUGAUGUUACACUGUAAAUAGUUAGUAAUACAUUUUAACUCUGGGACCUGUGUGAUUUGUGGUCUAUUGUGUCAAAGAGAUUUGUUUGAAAUCAUGUUACUGUUAUGUGUGAUAAUUAGUUUUUUAAUAAACUUUUUAUAUGAAUAAACAUUUUAUAUUUUAAUUCGGAUUUUCCACUAAGACGCCUUAUUUUUCUUAUUUAAUAAUUUAAACUUUCAUUAUGAACAUACAGUACUUAUAUUUAAAUAGCAUUGGAAGUACAUACUACACAAUUAUUAUACCAAUUAGGUAUCUAUGGAUUUUAUAAUUAGAUUGUAUAAAUUAUUUAUAACGUGGAUAAUGUAAUAUAUUUGUAUAAUGAAAGUUUAUAACUAUCUGCAGCGCAGACUUGAUUGUAAUAAAUAACAUAAUUAAUUAAUAUGUUAUUUAUUACAAUCAAGCAACAAAGCCUAAUAGUUUAUGGGUAGGUUUUCUUUUUUAUAAUAGAAUCCCGUCUUGCCCGCAAAAUUUCUAACGAAAACUUCUGGUUCAGGAUUCUGAAUGCAGCAAGUCCAUAUAAAAUCAAGGACCUGUCACAAGCAUACAUUAGAUUUCCAUAAGGAAUUUUCUCCAAAUCAAAAUCCCGCAUGAUUGUCUGUUGUCCGGAAUCCCGUAUGGAAAUAAGGCGACCCGAACGCAAGUCUUCCAUAGAUAUUGUAUGACUCGCAACACAUUCGUAAAUUCCGUACGGAAUGCGCCCAGUGUGCGUCGCACGACCGAAGCAAGUAGGUGUGUUUAUGUAUGUUUUUACAAGUAAUCAAUCUCAUAAGUGUAUCUGUUUUCGUAACCUUUUAUUUUGUUUAAUAAUUAGUUGAAAGAGUUUAUAGACAUUCAUAUAAGUAUAAAAAAAUCAUUGGGCAGAUAGAUCUUUUUACAUAAUAUUGACUAUAUUGCAAUCUUAGGGUGUUAAGGGGAUGCACCUAGUAACAAUGACACAGCAACAAUGGAAUUGCAAUCAGAAAAUCAUUGUCAUUAUUUGCUGGCAGAAUGUCUAGACUCAAUGACUAGCAUCUCUCAACUCAGCCUUGUUAAUCCCGAAAUCCCGAAUCGGAAUUCUGUAAGUAAUGUUAGCAGAGCAUAAUAAAUAACCUUUUAAUAUAAAAAAUGAAAAUGUACGAGUGUUUGAAAUCGUUUACUUCAACCUUUUUCAAGUCCACUGUAGACCAUAGGCCUUAUCAAGGAUAUGCCAGUAGGUGUGCAUGGAUAUGAUUGUGGUGUUGCAGAGUUCUUCUGGGUCUCUAGGUGUUAGUUCAUGUUUAUCUUUAUUUAUUUAUUUAUUAUCACAGUCGGAAAAACCCCAUAUUGAAUGUGUAUCUUUUACCAAACAUAACAAAAUUCAAGACAAAUAAUUUUUUAAUAUUAUCAUUGAAGAAAUAUUUAAUACAUCAUUUUAUUAUAAUAUUUGUAUCAACCUGUGAAAGUCCAUUGUUUAGACGGCUUACCAUUUCAUAAUCACAUCAUGUUUGCUAGACGGAUUGGCGGACGGAUUUUUGACACUUGAUUAUUUAUCUCCUAGACAUUUUAGGUCAUAAGCCUUGUGAUUUUUGCAGCUACCUGGCGACAGCAACAUAUACUUAAGACACUGUCGAAUCGUCAAACGGAAUUGUUUUUUUAAAGUGCAUACUAAACCAUAAUGAAAAUUAUUUUCAUAUCCAUGAGUAGGUAUUUACUAACUGGUAAUGUGUGGCGAGUGACUGGGACGUUAACGAUUCAAUUGGUGGGUGCCUAGGGCUGCAUUUAAGAGAUUAAAUUAAAAAAAAAACUUUAUUUGAGAUCACAAACAUAAGAUCUUGCGCCGCGGAUAGCCGAUAGGUGGUAUGUACGCAUUUCAUAUACGUAUUUAAAGUAAUUAAACCGGCGUCACAGACAGUGUUUAAGCAAAGGGAUAGCGUCAACUGUACUAGGCGUCUUGGGUUCAACCGCCAAUCCAAUUAUGACAGUUUUUAUUAUUUAUCCGUUACAUUUUUGUUAGAUCCUUUAUUUCCUGAUAAAAAGCAAAAAGUUUAGUUCAGUUCAAUCAAAGUAACUCGUUUGUCCACCGAGUGUCGCACGCUGCUGGUAGUCAAAUAUGCAUGCAGCGGAGAAGGUGGCGCUAAAAUCCUUUUAAUGUCGAAAAUCCUCGCCAUAUUCGAUGAAGUGUUAUGAAGUGUAAAUGUUCUUGUUGUGAGUGUCACAACAAGAACAUUUACAAGUGGUAAAAUUAAAAUUAUUGUACAACCGACUUCAAUAUAAAUAAUUUAUUGUUGUGAUUUUAUUUUAAAAACCGCUCAACCGAUUUCUAUAACAUUUAAAUGGGACCACCUGGGAAGUAUGCCCUUU